Molecule: messenger RNA, 1590 nt
Organism: Rotaria sp. Silwood2
Lineage: Eukaryota; Metazoa; Rotifera; Eurotatoria; Philodinida; Philodinidae
Source: the annotation of a GenBank genome assembly
AUGACCGAAAACCCAUUUCGAAUCGUAAUACAAGAUAAUCCAAAUUUCAUUCGUUAUUGUUUAGCGAUGAGUAUUUUAUGUACUGCCCCACUUCGAAAUUGCGAACGUGACGAAUUUAUUAAAUUUUGUCAGGGAAAUAAUCUCUUACAAUAUGUAUCUCAAUUUGAUCUUCACUAUCGUCCAGAUGAGACCAUUCAAUGGUAUACUCGACCAUCUGGUUUUCCAUCAAAAUUUGUAAAUACUAUUUGUCGCACGCAACACCCUCUGUUAAUAUCGAAAGUCCGAUAUUAUCUGAAGCACCUUCAUGAACAUCUGACACGACUUUAUCAAGAUAGUCUGUUUUGGAUACCACAGUUUAUCAUUGUCUAUCGUGGUCAAAGAUUUUCAUCAGCAGAAUAUCAAAAAUUAGUUCAAUAUAAUGAAAAACCUAUUUUAACAACAACAUAUCUUUCAACAACAAGUGCUUAUAAUAUAGCUGUCGAAUUUUCUGGUUAUAACAUUCGCUCCAAUGCUUCAUUACAAGAUGAAAUAUCAGUUAUUUUUAAAAUUGUAAUACAAACCAAAAAUACUCGUCUGAAACCGUUCGCAUAUAUUCAAGAAUAUAGUCAUGUCAGAGAUGAAAAGGAAAUAUUAAUAUCGAUGGGAACAAUAUUUUCAUUUGUAAAUAUAUACAAACGAGGAAUUUUAUUAAUUCAUGGUCAAAGUGAAGAAGAAAUGGAAAAGAAAAUAUUAUAUAAAGCAAUAGAAUCAUACGGUAAUGAAAGAACAAUGACAAUAGGUAAUGUUUUGAUAUCGAUGAAUAUUCCUAGUACACUGGACGAUGAUUUUUAUUGUCGACCACUGACAUCAUUAUUAGAAGAAUACUUACAAAUUAAACCAGAAAAUAUUGUCAAUUCAGUUUCGACAGAAUCUCAAAUAAUGACUAUACAAGAUUGGCCUGAGGGUGUAACUAAUGAUCAUUUAAUUAUAUGGGUCGAUACUUUUAUUGGUGAAAAUAAUACUUGUAUUGAGUUCAAAGAUGCAUUAGCCAAUGCAAUAAACCUCAUCAAGGAUGAGAUCGAUAGAUUAAUUGUAAAUAAUGAAAUUUAUCCUCUCAGAAGAGAGUUGAUUACUCUUCGAACUAUUGAAGAAUGCUUAGAGAUGAUUGACAUAAAUCGUGAUAAAAAAAUAUUUUUAAUUACUUCCGGUUCAUUAGGUCUACAACUUGUACCUCGUGUAUUAAACACUUUUCCAUGUGUGGAAAAAAUUUAUAUUUUUUGUGGUUACAUUCGCGGCUUGGUAGAUUGGGCGAUGGAUUUUACUGAUAAAUUACUUAUGUUUGAUUUUCCCAAUGAUUUAUUUGCACGUGUAGUAUAUGACAUUGGUAUGUAUUACAUGGAACGAGCAAUAAACUUUAGUAAUUCAAACGAACAUAUAAGUGCAUUAUAUUAUCUAUAUUAUUGUAAAACGUUAGUAAUGCGAACGAUUCAUAUUUUUCAUUCAUAUUUAUGGUUUAGUUUAACACCAAUUGACGAAUAUAUUGCCAUGGAAGAAAGUCUAUUACCUAAGGAUAUGGUACAGCAUGUACGUCAUAAUGUUCAACAUGUUUGA